Messenger RNA from Cyprinus carpio (common carp), 2619 nucleotides. RefSeq names its product squalene monooxygenase (gene sqlea). Gene Ontology annotation, biological process: sterol biosynthetic process; cholesterol metabolic process. Gene Ontology annotation, cellular component: membrane; endoplasmic reticulum. NCBI's taxonomy places the organism in Eukaryota, Metazoa, Chordata, Actinopteri, Cypriniformes, Cyprinidae. The record is from RefSeq and is a predicted model, not a curated record. Gene Ontology annotation, molecular function: flavin adenine dinucleotide binding; squalene monooxygenase activity.
UAGAAGCAUCGCACCAACCCGAGUGGACGCAAGUGCUGGAUAUUAUACUUACUUUUUAUUUAUGAUUAUUUAUAAUAAGAGGGUUUUCACUGAAUUCUUGACCUAAAUUAUUUUGAAAAAAGGAUACUAUUUUUUUCCCCACAGUUUUUGUAUGGCAAAACAACUCUAAAAUCUAUUUUCUGAUCACCUGUGCUUGUCAUUUGAGACUGUCAUUGAGAUUUUUAAACGACAUAAAGCUGUCUUUCAUUUUCAUUUUUUGUUUUGAUAUUUGAAUUGAUUUUCAACAUGUGGACCUUUCUUGGAAUCGCAAGUUUUACAUAUAUCUAUAAGAAAUGCGAUGCCCUGGUGAGUGACGCGCCCCGAGAGCUGAUCGUGGCCGCGGUGCUGUGCGUGUCCGUGGGUCUGAUGAUCACGUGUAUCGGCUUUCGCGGACAGACGCUCAAAGCGCCGCAGUUUCUCCUGAAGCCUCUCAAACUCUUGACUACAUUCCCUCCGACCAAAAAACUCUUCUCCAAGUCCAGUACAGACAGUUGUAGUCGCACUUCUAAGAAGAGAGAUGUAAAGCGAAAGAGGGCGACAGACAGUCAGUCCGGUCAGACAGAGGAUCCAGAGGUCAUCAUAGUGGGCGCCGGUGUGCUGGGGUCAGCCAUGGCUGCCGUUCUGGCCCGGGACGGCCGGAGGGUCACAGUGGUGGAGAGGGACAUGAAAGAACCAGAUCGGAUAGUGGGAGAACUUCUGCAGCCGGGAGGAUAUCGAGCACUCAGAGAGCUUGGCCUGGAGGAUGCUGUUGAAGGUCUGGAUGCCCAUGUGGUGCAUGGUUAUGUGAUUCAUGACCUGGAGAGCCGAACGGAGGUGGAGAUCCCGUAUCCCCAGCAGGAGAACAGCAUUCAGGGCGGACGUGCUUUCCAUCAUGGACGCUUCAUAAUGGGACUGCGUCGAGCUGCUCUCGCUGAGCCCAAUGUGAAGUUUGUGGAAGGAACGGUGACCAGCCUGGAGGAAGAAGAAGGUUGUGUGACAGGAAUUCGGUACAGAGAGAAAGACUCAGGGAUAAUCAAGGAGGUCCAUGCUCCUCUGACUGUAGUUGCUGAUGGAUGUUUCUCCAAGUUCCGUAAGAAUCUAAUUUCUGGGAAAGCUAAAGUGUCUUCUCAUUUUGUUGGAUGCAUAAUGAAGGACUCUCCUCAGUUCAAGCCCAACCACGCAGAACUGGUUCUAGCUAAUCCCAGUCCAGUGUUGGUCUAUCAGAUCUCCUCCAAUGAAACUCGGGUUCUGGUGGACAUCAGAGGAGAGAUGCCUCGAGACCUUAUGCAGUACAUGACGGAAAAAAUCUAUCCACAACUACCAGAGCACUUAAAAGAGCCGUUUAUGUUGGCACUGCAGAAUGAUCGCUUGAGAACAAUGCCUGCCAGCUUCCUGCCACCCGCACCAGUCAAUAAACAAGGGGUUCUGCUGUUAGGCGAUGCGUAUAACAUGCGUCAUCCUCUGACCGGCGGCGGCAUGAGUGUGGUGCUGAAUGAUGUCCGCAUCUGGAGAGACCUGCUCAAGAACAUGCCUGAUCUCUACGACAAUACAGCUGUGCUCCAGGCAAAGAAGAGAUUCCACUGGGAGCGUAAAUCAUCUCACUCGUUUGUGGUGAACGUCUUGGCUCAAGCUCUGUAUGAGCUGUUUGCUGCGACCGACAAUUCACUGCAUCAGUUGAGAAAAGCCUGUUUCCACUAUUUCAAGCUUGGCGGAGAAUGCAUCAGUGGGCCGAUCGGCCUUCUGUCUGUAUUGUCGCCGAAACCCUUAAGUCUGAUCGCUCACUUUUUCGCUGUGGCAUUAUAUGCCAUAUACUUCAGCUUCAGAUCUGAAUCCUGGCUCACGAUACCACGAGCGCUGGUCAACAGCGCAGCCAUCCUGUACAGCGCCUGUGCCGUCAUGUUUCCUCUCAUUUACUCGGAGUUACAGUACCUGAUUUACUAGGAAUGAACUUCUUUCAAACUGAAAAACAAACUGAUAUCUUCAGUCGGUGAACGUGACGGAUCUGUCAAUGUUGGCUACAUCUUUUUGGGAAAAAGGGAUUCAUGUCAGACAUACUGCACAAGGAAAUGUGUAUGGUGUCUGAUAUUAAUAGACAAAGACCCUGCCUUAUAUUUUCAUACACUAAGUGUAAGCUAAUGAUGUAGUGAAAUUUGCCUUACCCUGCAAUUAAAUGAGGGACCAUCCUGUGCUUUAUUUUCAAGUCAGUUUGAAAUAGCAUUUGCAAACCAUUUCUUAUGCAUUCUGUUUCAGAAGUAUAUGCAAUAAGUGAGUAGAUCUGGUCAAUUUAAAGUUUUCAAUGCAUUAAAAACAUGCAUUUCUGAGUGCAAAAUAAGUUAAUUCAUCAGUUCAUAAUGGUUAAACCACUAGGCUGCUGGACUUUUGUGAAAAUUGUGUUUUAAUUGUUUUCAAGAACUAAGGAAAAUCAAUGGGACUGCGUCUCAUUUGUUACCUGAAGUAAUUGUUUUCCUUUUAUUGCUUUAUUAUGGUUUCAGAGUUUUUCAAAAUUGUGUCCAUUUGUCACCGUUUUCACAUGGGGCCUUCCAUUAUCAUUUUUGCCUUUCUCUGUUUAAAAACAGUUUUCAAAUCAACAUUUAGUUAAAA